Molecule: messenger RNA, 1192 nt
Organism: Oxyura jamaicensis (ruddy duck)
Lineage: Eukaryota; Metazoa; Chordata; Aves; Anseriformes; Anatidae
Product: MARVEL domain-containing protein 2-like
Exons: 5
Coding region: 1-1155 (384 amino acids)
Biological process (GO): bicellular tight junction assembly
Cellular component (GO): bicellular tight junction; apical plasma membrane; cytoplasmic vesicle
Source: RefSeq, a predicted model, not a curated record
AUGGCCGAGCCUGCCUGCCCCGGGGGGGAAAGGGGGCUCGGGGACGGCGCUGCCGGGCAGGAUGCGGCCGCGCUGCGCUUCGCCCACAUGAAGUCGUGGCCGGGGCUGCUGCGGGUGCUGGGGGGGCUGGAGCUGCUGUGCGGCGGGAUGGUCUUCGCCUGCGUCUGCGCCUACGUCCAGCGGGACUACGGGGGCUACGGCGGCGAGCUGCUCCUGGGGGGGCUCCUGGGGGGCGGCUACGGGGGGCCGCUGACCCCCUUCGUGCUGGUGGUGGCCAGCCUGGCCUGGCUGCUGACGGCCGUGCUGCUGGGGCUGGGGGCCACCGUUUAUUACCGCAGCGUCCUCCUGGAGGCACCCUGGUGGCCUCCCACCGAGUCCGGCCUCAACGGCCUCAUGUUCCUGCUGUACCUGGCGGCGGCGGCGGCGUACAUCCACACCGUCACCCUGGGGGGGCUCUGCUACUCCCCCCUGGCCGGCGGCCCCCUCCUCGCCGCCUUCUGCCGCCUCGCCGGGGGGCAGGCAGCCGCUCUCGUCUUCCUCUUCCUCACGGCGCUGCUCUACCUGGCGGGCAGCCUCGUGGCCCUCAAGAUGUGGAGGCACGAGGUGGCACGGAGGCGUCGGGAGGCUCCCCCUCCACCGGCCCGAGCCAAGCGCAUCACCUUUGAGGAUGAGGUGGGACCCCCGGGGAGACCCCUGGGGAGGGCCCCGGCCACCAGUGCCUUCACCGAGGGGGGCGAGAGGCCGGGGGUCUUGACCUGCUCCAUCCCCCCGGGGCUCGUGCCGCGGCCGCGCGCUGUCCCGGACUACGUGGUAAAGUACCCGGUGAUCCGGAGCGGGCGGCAGCGGGAGGAAUACCGGGCUGUGUUCAGCGACCAGCACGCCGAGUACCGGGAGCUGCUGGGCGAGGUGCGGGAGGCGCGGCGGAGGCUCGGGGAGCUGGAGGCCGCCGCGCGCCGCCUGCCCCGGCACGCGCUCGGCAGGACGGAUGAGAGCAGGGUGGCCCGCGUCUGGCGCGAGGUCCUGAGGAAGAAGAGGGAUUCGGCCUUCCUGGAGAAGCAGCGGCGCUGCCACUACCUGAAGAAGAAGCUGACGCACAUCAAGAGGCAGAUCCAGGACUACGACCGCGGCACCCACGGCAGCGCCGUCUACUUCUGAGCCUGCGCACGGGGACCCCAGGGGACAACACCUGGGG